This is a messenger RNA of Gossypium arboreum, 836 nucleotides long. RefSeq lists its product as uncharacterized. The record is from RefSeq and is a predicted model, not a curated record. NCBI's taxonomy places the organism in Eukaryota, Viridiplantae, Streptophyta, Magnoliopsida, Malvales, Malvaceae. The coding region runs from base 111 to 536 and encodes 141 amino acids. The transcript is spliced from 4 exons.
AAGUAAUUAAUUUGAUUGGAAGUGUGACCCAGAUAAUUCGGGUCUAAUCUCAAACUUAAUAAUCAACCGUCACUCAAAAACAAAAGCUAUCGGCUAACGAGUUCUGCGAAAUGCUAUCCAAAGGUAUUGGACCAAUGGCAGCAAGAUCUUUAUCCAUUGUUCACGUUCCCGCGUUUAAACUUAAAUGGGUUUUCUCUCCCUUAUCAUUUUGUUCUUCAGAAUCCAAACCAAGGAAGCUGGUUCUCUACUCCAAGCCUGGUUGCUGUUUGUGCGAUGGCCUCAAAGAAAAACUUCACGCCGCCUUCUCACUUUCCGGCCCGGACCCCCUCCAUGACGUCGUUUUGCAGGUGAGGGAUAUUACCAGCAAUCCUGAGUGGGAGAAGGCUUAUCAAUAUGAGAUACCCGUUUUAGCCAAAGUGCUCUCUGAUGGCUCUGAGGAAAUACUACCUAGAUUAUCUCCUCGACUUGGGGUGGAACUUGUCCAUAAGAAGAUAGCAGCUGCUUUUAAACAGGCUGUCAAGUAUAUCUUGGUCUAGUGGGUACCCAGUUAGAGAAAGCAAUACACAUCAAAGGGAAAGGAAAAUGAAAAAGACUGUAGAAGAGAUAAAAGAGCUCAACCCACCUGCACCUGUGGCUGGUCAAUGAAGGACUGCCACUGUCAUUACAUACAACUUUAAUGUAAGAUUAUGCAUUAUUUUAUACAAACGAGGUUAUCAUGUAGGAUAAUAGAAAGAAUUACAAGUGUUGUGAUUCGAAACUCAAAACUCGUUGGAUGUCACUUCGUAAAGUUGACUACAUGAAUCAACCGGAUUAAGCUUAAUCCUUGACUUACUGGA